Molecule: messenger RNA, 621 nt
Organism: Pteronotus mesoamericanus
Lineage: Eukaryota; Metazoa; Chordata; Mammalia; Chiroptera; Mormoopidae
Product: transcription initiation factor TFIID subunit 11-like
Exons: 1
Coding region: 1-621 (206 amino acids)
Biological process (GO): RNA polymerase II preinitiation complex assembly; transcription initiation at RNA polymerase II promoter
Cellular component (GO): nucleus; transcription factor TFIID complex
Molecular function (GO): protein heterodimerization activity; transcription coactivator activity
Source: RefSeq, a predicted model, not a curated record
AUGAAUAAGGCCAGCUUGUCACGCAGCAACAGAGCUGAAGACACAGGUGUGUGCCAUCAGCGUGCCGUCGCCGGCAUGGGCCCCAGGGCCAGCGACGCCCACAGAAUCCCGGGGCGCCGAUGUGAGGAACUGCAGAAAGCCUCUGAACAGGAAGGCGGGGUCGGGAGCCAGGAUGACUGGGACCUGCGGGCAGGCGCGAGGACGGAGUCCCGGUCACCUCCUCCUGCCGCCAAGAGACUGAAAAGAGACGCCCAGGAGAAGAAAGAGAGGAAGCGGGAAGUGGGCGAAGAGGACGCUCAGGAGGGGCAGCUCUUGAUGUCGUCCCUGUCCGAGGAGCAGCUGAGCCGCUAUGAGGUGUAUCGCCGGGCCGCCUUUCCCAGGGCGAUCGUGAAACGCCUGAUCCAGAGUGCCGCCGGCACCUCGGUGGCGCCGAACGUGGUCAUUGCCGUGGCCGGACUGGCCAAGGUUUUCGUCGGGGAGGUGGUGGAAGAGGCCCUGGACGUGUGCGAGAGGUGGGGGGAAACGGCCCCGCUGCAACCCAAGCAUCUCAGGGAGGCUGUGCGCCGGCUGCGCUCCAAGCGGAGAAUCCCCAGCACCAAGCCCAGAAACGUCGUCUUCUAG